This is a messenger RNA of Hypoxylon trugodes, 2184 nucleotides long. RefSeq names its product pre-mRNA-processing factor 39. Gene Ontology annotation, cellular component: commitment complex; U1 snRNP; U2-type prespliceosome. Gene Ontology annotation, biological process: RNA processing; mRNA 5'-splice site recognition. Bases 291 to 2057 code for a protein of 588 amino acids. Lineage: Eukaryota; Fungi; Ascomycota; Sordariomycetes; Xylariales; Hypoxylaceae. The transcript has 5 exons. Gene Ontology annotation, molecular function: protein binding. The record is from RefSeq and is a predicted model, not a curated record.
UGCCAACCAUUUUCUUCUCGCGACCAUCAUUCAUUGUUCGUCGAUCUCGAGAGUUCAUUGUCAUCCAACUUCUCAACACCCCCCUUCCAAUUCCACCUCUUUUGUGAUAGGGAUGAUGAGCAAAUUCGAACACAAUCUUCUAUAAAGAAUACUGUUUAACAUUGUUAGACGAUCUGCGCGACCUUAAUUCGGUGUACGACUCUACUUAUAAUUCGCUGCCUCGCGCCGAACCCGCGUCUCUAACUUCCGUCGUCGCCACAUCGUACAAUUCGCGCAAUUACGCCACCAUUAUGGCUGACUUCAACAACUUCGGCGUCUCAGAUGAGGAAAAUGUUGAGAUCAAGAAAUUGACUCUCGAAGUAGAAGCUGAUACCGACAACUUCGAGUCAUGGGAAAAGCUCAUUCGUGCCUGUGAGGGUCAAGAAGGCGGUCUGAACCGAAAUUCUAGCCCUCAGGCACUCGCUGCGCUUCGCGAUGUCUACGAUCGAUUUCUUCUCAAAUUCCCCCUUCUUUUCGGUUACUGGAAAAAAUAUGCCGACCUAGAGUUUGCCAUUUCUGGUCCUGAAUCGGCUGAGAUGAUUUAUGAGCGUGGAUGUGCGAGUAUAACAAACUGCGUUGACCUAUGGACCUCAUACUGCUCCUUCAAAAUGGAGACCACCCACACCCCUCAUUUGGUCCGAGAACUUUUCGAGCGAGGUGCAUUAAGCGUCGGAUUGGAUUUCCUAGCCCAUCCUUUCUGGGACAAGUACAUUGAGUACGAAGAGAGGCAGGAAGCUGAGGAGAAGAUAUUUUCUAUCCUACAGCGGGUUAUCCACAUCCCGAUGCAUCAGUAUGCUCGCUAUUUCGAGAGAUUCCGCCAACUUGCCCACAACCGCCCCAUCAAGGAGUUAGUCCCGUCUGACACCCUCGCGCGUUUGAAAGCAGAAGUAGAUGCCGAGAAUACCGCGUAUGGUGGUGGCGCCAGAACUGAACUAGAGAUUGAACGAGACAUCCGAGCUAAGAUUGAUACCAUGUUCUAUGAAGUCUUCCAGAAGACCCAGGAGGAAACGACUAAACGAUGGACGUACGAAGCAGAGAUAAAGCGACCCUACUUCCACGUCACGGAAUUAGAAAACUCACAACUAGCUAAUUGGAGAAAGUAUCUUGAUUUUGAAGAGGGCGAGCAUGAUUUUGCCAGGACGGCCUUCCUUUACGAGCGUUGCAUCGUAACGUGCGCUCUGUACGACGAGUUUUGGCUGCGAUAUGCUAGGUGGAUGUCAGCUCAACCCGGCAAGGAAGAAGAAGUGCGUCAUGUCUACAUGAGAGCCGCCACCCUUUUCGUACCUAUGAGUCGCCCAGGCAUCCGGCUACAGUGGGCCUAUUUCGAGGAGUCCUAUGGUCGCAUUGGUGUUGCUCGCGAUAUUCACGAGGCCGUACUCAUGCAAUUACCUGAUUGCGUGGAGGCCAUUGUGUCCUGGGCGAACCUCGAGAGGCGACAAAACGGACUCGAUGCUGCUAUCCAAGUUUAUAAGACUCAGAUCGAUGCCCCCCAUGUUAAUCUAUUCACGAAGGCGGUCCUUGUCACUCGGUGGGCUUUCCUACUGUGGAAGAUUAAGGGGUCGGUUGACGAGGCUAGAGCCGUGUUCCUUAAGAACGUCCAAUGGUAUGCCGAUAGUCGCCACUUCUGGGAGAAAUGGCUUGACUUUGAAUUACAGCAGCCGACAAGCCUAGAGCUUGAAUCGCAACAUGGCGAGCGCGUCAAACAAAUAUUCCAAGAGUUGACUGUAAAGAGCCGAAUAUCAUCAGCAGCGAAGAAGGAAUUGUUCCUGACCUAUCUCACAUAUCUUCAAGAAAGAGGUGGUACAGAUGCGAUGAAGCAUUUCCUCACCGUCGAUCGCGAAAUCUAUGGUCCCGCUUCCUUGACGAUCCUUGACAAAACCACGACUAAGGAAAAUGGUAUUGCAAAGGCUCCUUUAGACGAAGCAACUAGAGUAAGGGCCGAGAGUAGAUACCCUGCAUUCUACGAGUAUUACAUAGAACCAGACUCUAGCUCACAAGGCACCGCAUCUUUCCAGUAGACUAGCUACUGAGUACACGACCAGUUUUGGUCUUCCCUAGAAGCUAAAGGUUCUGAUCUCAAGGAGCACAAUACUCGAGUAGGAUGAGGCAAUAAGGGUCUGUACCAUAUUCAAUUUCGUUUUUUUU